This is a messenger RNA of Anopheles bellator, 972 nucleotides long. RefSeq lists its product as uncharacterized. Bases 68 to 850 code for a protein of 260 amino acids. Gene Ontology annotation, biological process: negative regulation of ribosome biogenesis; negative regulation of translation. Gene Ontology annotation, cellular component: mitochondrion. The record is from RefSeq and is a predicted model, not a curated record. The transcript is spliced from 3 exons. Gene Ontology annotation, molecular function: ribosomal large subunit binding. NCBI's taxonomy places the organism in Eukaryota, Metazoa, Arthropoda, Insecta, Diptera, Culicidae.
AAAUGGGACAUGUGUUUUGAAUUUGUUGGUAAUAAUUAUUUGUAUAAUUAUUUAAAUUAGUUGGAAGAUGUGGUCCGCGUAUUUGCGUAAAUAUAUGCUGCGAGUAAAUCAGUCGUUUAUGAAAAGAAUUGUGAGAACUUCGCACGACGAAUAUUCUUCCAAGUCUUCUCCUGAGAGCCUUACAAAGCAGAAUAAAGAGUUAUCACAAAAAAUACCAAGUGCCCGGUCGAUCGCAGCCAAAUACCAAAUAUUUCAAGAUGAAGAUUCACCAAUUAUCCUAGACGUAGAUGAAGAACGAAAGAUGCAGCAUAGCGGCAAAACACAAACACAACCGAUUGCUGACCCUUUCGAAAUGUACGAAGGAAUCGAUUUUAUCCGUGGUGAACAAUAUGUUUUUGAGAUACACGAUUUAGUUUCCAUCUUGAAACUGAACAACGCAAUCAAUGUUUUUGUUUGCUCCGUUCCAAAAGAGAUCAAGUAUGUUGACUAUUUGUGUAUUGUGUCUGGUCGGAAUAAAAAACACAUGCUAGGAAUAGCACAGUUCGUGAGAAAAGUGUAUAAAAUGAAACAACUUCCGCACGAAUUUAUUCCCAAAAUAGAAGGAGAAUCCUCCAGCGACUGGAUGGCACUAGACCUUGGGAAUAUUUCAUUGCACAUUUUUUCCGCCAAAGCACGCGAACAUUACGAUUUAGAAUCACUUUGGACCGUUGGUAGCGAGUACGAUGGAGAAUGUAAUAAACCAAAUAAGGGGCUUGUUGAGCUGUUUGAGAAACAUACAAUAUAUCUGAAGGAUCUGAAGACACUUGAACCAAGAAGAUCAGUUCCUUCGUCGUCUUCCAAAGUUACUUAAAUGUGUAGAUUCCUUGAGUAUCAGUUGUUACAAUUCGUUCGUUCUGGCAUAUCACACUGGCGCCUAAUGUAAAAGGCGCCUGUGUCGACUUUGCUAUGUUUGAUUGGAUUUACAACUGUAAC